GCGUCCAUCGGUGUGGGGCAGACUGGACUCUCUUCCGGUUCUGUUCAUGUGUUUUGUGGGACCGAACCGACUUUUAGUUCAUAAGAUUAUUUCUUUCCAACUUCAGCUACAGUGAUAGCUAAGUUUGGAAGGGAGGAAAGGGGAGAAACGCCGAGUAUUCUUUUGUUUUUAUCAGUUUCUGUCCGAAGGUUGAACGCGGAGGUAGCCGAGCUGCCCCUCUCCACGGUCACAAAGAAGGAAGAUUAAAAAGCCCCCUGGUUGUUUUUAGUUUGACCCAUUUCGGAAUGGCUACUACUGCAGCUAAGAGAACAUGCUGGGAAACCCUCCAAGAUUUCUUCUCUUCAGCCAAGUUUCUUAUUUACAUGGGCCAUGCUCUGUCCACAUGGGGUGACCGCAUGUGGAACUUUGCAGUGGCAGUUUUCCUGGUGGAGCUGUAUGGGAACAGCCUGCUCCUGACUGCCGUGUAUGGGCUGGUGGUGGCCGGCUCUGUGCUCCUGCUGGGGGCCAACAUUGGCAACUGGGUGGACAGAAACCCUAGACUCAAAGUGGCCCAGACCUCACUACUGGUCCAGAACAGCUGUGUCAUUGUGUGUGGGGUCCUCCUCAUGCUUGUGUUCCAGUACAAAGAGCAGCUCACUGAGCUCUACGAUGGGUGGAUCCUGACCACCUGCUACAUUCUGGUCAUCACCGUCGCCAACAUCGCUAACCUGGCGAGCACGGCGACCUCCAUCACCAUCCAGAGGGACUGGGUGGUGGUUGUAGCAGGCCAGGACAGCAGCAGCCUGGCAGAUAUGAAUGCCACGGUUCGGAUUAUCGACCAGCUGACCAACAUCCUGGCUCCUAUGUUAGUGGGUCAGAUCAUGUCCUUCGGCUCCCAUUUCAUCGGCUGUGGCUUCAUCUCGGGCUGGAACCUGUGCUCCAUGUGCGUGGAGUACGCUCUGCUGUGGAAGGUGUAUCAGAAGACGCCGGCUCUGGCAGUGAAAGCAGGACAGAAAGAGCAGCAGCAGGAGCUCAAGCAGCUCAGCCCCACCAAAGAUCUGGAGAGUGGUCAGAGUCCUGAGGAGUCAUCUCAACCUCUGAUGAAUGAAACUGUGAACACUCCCAACCCCCCCGAACCGCAGGGCUGCUGCUACCGUGUGACGGAGCCCUUGUGCACCUUUAAGGCUGGAUGGGUGGCCUACUACAACCAGAACAUCUUCUUCGCUGGGAUGUCCCUGGCCUUCCUCUUCAUGACGGUACUCGGCUUUGACUGCAUCACCACGGGCUACGCCUACACACAGGGCCUGAAUGGGUCCAUGCUCAGUCUGCUGAUGGGAGCGUCGGCCGUCUCGGGCAUCUGCGGCACCGUCGCCUUCACCUGGAUUCGCAAGAAGUGUGGCCUGAUCCGUACAGGCUUCAUCUCCGGCAUGGUCCAGCUCUCCUGCCUUACGCUGUGCGUUAUCUCUGUCUUUGCUCCUGGAAGCCCCUUCGACCUCAGUGUCUCACCCUUCCAGGACCUGUACACCCACCUGGUUGGGCAGCAGAGCCUUCCAGAGGCGGACCACAGCCUCACCAGUGGGAACGCCACAACGAUGGAACCAGCUGAAGAGUUCCCUCCUCUACAGUCCUACAUGUCCGUUGGGCUGCUGUUUGCUGGGGUCAUUGCUGCUAGAAUUGGUCUGUGGUCGUUUGACCUGACUGUGACCCAGCUCAUCCAGGAAAAUGUGAUUGAGUCAGAACGAGGUGUGAUCAACGGCGUCCAGAACUCCAUGAAUUACCUCCUAGACCUGCUACACUUCAUCAUGGUGAUUCUGGCUCCAAACCCAGAGGCCUUUGGCCUGCUGGUCAUCAUCUCCGUCUCCUUCGUGGCCAUGGGUCACAUGAUGUACUUCAGAUUUGCCUUCAAGAGCCUCGGCAGCCGCCUCUUCCUUUGCUGCUCACCGGAGCAGAAGGUGGAGACGGAGGACAGCCCCUCACUUCCGACCACCGUCUAACCCUGUUAAAGAGACUCUGUGCUGGGUACUAACCCCACCCCACCCUGCAUCUUAUUUCUCCAACUAACACCACAGCUUGUAGCUGGUAGAGCGCUGAUGCUAACCAGUGUUGCCAUGGUUAUUAACAAAGCAUUUGCAGAGGGAGCGUAGACGGCUUUUAGUCACUAGUGUAGUUUUAGAUCAGGUCAGGUUCCUGUUAGAGCUUCUGCUCCUUAACUCAGACAUGUAGUCCCAUCGAGGGUCCAUCAUGGCCCCUCCUUGUGACCUCAUGGUGGUGGUGGGCAGAGCUCUGUAGAACCUUCUCCCGUUAGCUCAGCUCGAGCAGUAACAGCUCUCAAAUGGUGCUUCAGCUACGAGCUGGUAAAAGAGGAAGAAGCCGGCGCUCCCGACGGCGGCACCGGCGUCAGCUCCGCCUGUACAUAAACACGAGCAGGUCGGAAACGUUUUACUAACCAAACACAUAACUAGUCUCUUUGUGGUGAUGAGGGUUACACGUUUAGCUGUAUUUACUCAAGACGGUGGUUUUUAUAAGAACUUUAUCAUCAGUAUUGUGUUUUUUUUACUGUUGUGCCAAUUGAAACACUCGAGCGUCUACGCACCGUUACGACCAAAGUCUAUCAGCGUUGUGGUUCAAAAGGAAGUGAGGGAAACGGUUCUCUGAAGCGUCCCGGUGUGUUCUACAUCCGGUUUCUUUACCUGCUGGGAGACAAAAUUUAGCUUUUCUGUUUAAAUUGUUUUCAUGUUGAGUUCUCCAGUGAUUUGAUGUUGUGAUUGUCUUUACUCAGGCACUUUAAGUGAUUGACACCUGUCAUUACACACGGCUAAUGCGUGAUCAGGCACUAGUUCAAUAUGUUUUUGCACAAGUUCCUACUCCUGACCCCCCUCCACUAACCCAGCCAACACAUUCUCCUCUCCCUCACGUGUCGUCUGAGAGGAUUGUGGUUUUAAACAAAAAGGCACAUAUUGUAACGCUCAGCACCGCAUGUGCAGGUGGAAAAACCUCAAUGGGUGAGUUUACCUUGGAAACCACAUUUCCUCAAAAAUCAGUCAGUCAGCAAACCAGCCGACAACUCGCAGAACGCCGACCACAGUCGGGUUUUUGUUCUGCAGCAAAAAUCUGGACUCAGUCCUGCUUUCUUCACAUUUUCUUCCACUUAUUCAGACUUUCUUGUGAUUUUUUUAACUUAACUGGCAGGUCAGUAUUCCAGUACAGAACAUUUGAAUAAAAAAAAUGCAAAGAGAAAAAUAAUCUUAUUCCUGGAUGAUAUUCUGGUUUGAAAACAAUCUAAAACACUUCCUGCCAUUUUUCUGUUUUCAGUGAGAAGAAAAUGUUUGUUAUGUUGCAACACUGGUUCAUCUUUUGAGUUCAGAAGCAUUUUGGUGCCUGAAUGACUCAAAGGUCAGAGUUUAAGUAGCUUAACAAACAAAAUCAUCAAUCAGGCAAACUUUAACAGAUGACCAGAAAGUCUGGCUGCUUGAAGGGGAAAUGUAAAGAGCACCAAAUCAGACCUUUACCUAAUGGAAAGUCAUCCAAUCCAGACCAAAUCUCUGCUUUUCAUUUUUCCUCUCAUGUCUGUUUAUAUCUAAUUUUAUUGUUCUACCAGGAGUAUCUGAUGUAGCUUUAUCUUCUUUAAUGAAAACGUGUCUUGACGGCUGUUUAACGCACACAUGACCAGCCAUUGUGUCCUUAAACCUUAAAUAAUUCAGAUACAUGUAACUUUUACUGUUUUAAAUGAAACCUUGGAAUCUAAUUCAGGAAUUUCACUCAUAGCCAUUAAACACAUUUAGACUGACUAUUGUAGGAUAAGGAAAUAUAUUAAAAGGUGUGUUAUUGUUUGCCUUGAAACUUUUUGAAGUGGUUUUAUAUUUCUUAUUGAGUAUUUUUGUGGAAAUUUGUUCAUGAAGCUCAUCUGCUAUAAUCUGACGAACGUUUCUUUACAUUUAUACAUGUUUAAAUAUAAAUAUAUAUAUAUAUAUAUAUAUAUAUAUACAUACAGUAUUGUAGUUUGAUAAGUAAAGCUUGCAAUCGUGAAGAAAACCUAUUUGCUUUUGUGUAAAAAAACAAAUCACACUCCAGGAGAAAGGACGUGGUACUGCAUGUUAAGUCUGGAAUAAAGAAUUUGCAACAAGG
Nothobranchius furzeri (turquoise killifish) is the source of this 4104-nucleotide messenger RNA. It is a transcript of the gene slc40a1, whose product is annotated as solute carrier family 40 member 1. The record is from RefSeq and is a predicted model, not a curated record. Gene Ontology annotation, molecular function: iron ion transmembrane transporter activity; peptide hormone binding. Gene Ontology annotation, cellular component: basolateral plasma membrane. NCBI's taxonomy places the organism in Eukaryota, Metazoa, Chordata, Actinopteri, Cyprinodontiformes, Nothobranchiidae. Gene Ontology annotation, biological process: iron ion transmembrane transport.